CGUCGCCAGCAGAUCGUCCUCAACACGAAGAGCCUUGAUCAGGAGGCAGUUUCGACUUCAUCAACGCUCUUUGGGUGACUAUUAUGUUUCAACAUUACCAAUUGAUCUAAUACAUCGAACUCGCAGGACGAGUAUAAUCACCAUCUUAUACAGUAGCAACCACUGGCACUACCAGUAACGACAGCCCCAAGUCAUGCGUAUUAUUCCCAAGCAGCUUGCUCUAGCAGCGUAUUUGAUCACAUCAUGGUAUAUUGAUCUUGCCGCUGCCAAUGUCGAAAAGACCAUAUUUGUGGCUCCCAGUCCACAGCCUGUCCCUGCAGAAAGCUCAGUCAUUGAUGAUUUAGGCCUGGAGCGUCUGUCACCGGGUGAUUACAUUCUAAGGACCAAUCUGAAUGCAUCGUUCCCGACACAUUCUCAGCCGUACGGUACAGAGUCAUGGCUCUAUCUCGAAGACCUGAACCCCGGACAGAGAUACGAAGUGCGAAUAUGCUGGCUGGCAACACAACCUACAUCAUUUACGCUCACUACAUACUCUCUCGCCGACACCAUUUCAGAUCCAACUUUGAUCUCGGCACUGACCAAAUUCUCAGAAAUCCGACUCGCUGAUCCAGUUGCAGCGCCUCUCAUCUCAACGACGUCGUCUCAAGUGGAAUCAGUUCUAUUUCUCCGCAUUCAGUCUGCAGCAGACUAUUUCACGACUGAUUCGGUUCUGAUGGAGAAUGUUCCGCCUGUAACUGCGUACAUAAUUCUAGACCCAUUCAUAUUGAAUGUUUUCCCACGCUCGUUAGUUCCAACUGCUAUUUACGCAGUCACCGUUGCAAUAUUGGUUUACUUUAUUGGCAAAUAUCUCGGCAAUACUCUAUCUGUCACAGCUGCGACGGCUUCUGGGCAUCUUGAUGGCUCCAAAAAAAACCAAAAGCAGAAGUGAAGAAAGAUAUGUAAGCUUUGAAUCAUGUAUGAACUUCAUUUAAUCUGGAGAAAGUACAAUGGAAUGUAAUUGAAUACUAU
Messenger RNA from Talaromyces proteolyticus, 1008 nucleotides. RefSeq lists its product as uncharacterized. The transcript is spliced from 3 exons. NCBI's taxonomy places the organism in Eukaryota, Fungi, Ascomycota, Eurotiomycetes, Eurotiales, Trichocomaceae. Gene Ontology annotation, molecular function: mannosyltransferase activity. Gene Ontology annotation, cellular component: mannosyltransferase complex; endoplasmic reticulum membrane. The record is from RefSeq and is a predicted model, not a curated record. Gene Ontology annotation, biological process: GPI anchor biosynthetic process. The coding region runs from base 194 to 928 and encodes 244 amino acids.